Molecule: messenger RNA, 1592 nt
Organism: Sarcophilus harrisii (Tasmanian devil)
Lineage: Eukaryota; Metazoa; Chordata; Mammalia; Dasyuromorphia; Dasyuridae
Product: cytochrome P450 2F2
Exons: 9
Coding region: 144-1592 (482 amino acids)
Biological process (GO): xenobiotic metabolic process
Cellular component (GO): cytoplasm; intracellular membrane-bounded organelle
Molecular function (GO): oxygen binding; oxidoreductase activity, acting on paired donors, with incorporation or reduction of molecular oxygen, reduced flavin or flavoprotein as one donor, and incorporation of one atom of oxygen; iron ion binding
Source: RefSeq, a predicted model, not a curated record
AGGGCCUUAAGAGGGGUGGAUUCCUACAGCCACACCCCAGAGCUGCUGAGACCAACAUAAGAUUCACGACACCUUGGCCCCAACACACCUCAGCUCCUUCUUCCCCCAGUUCAGGCUCCCUCAACCUAGCAGGAGCCUUCACCAUGGACUGGACAGGGACCGUGCUGCUGCUGCUGCUGUUAAGCAUCACCUGCCUGCUGCUGGCCAAGGGAGUGUACAAAACCAAAGGCCGCUUGCCUCCGGGACCCAGACCCCUGCCCCUGCUGGGUAACUUGCUGCAGCUCCGAUCUAGAGACAUGCUGGCCUCCCUCACCAAGCUGAGUCAGGAGUAUGGUCCUAUAUUCACUGUGCAUCUGGGCACUAAACCUGUGGUCGUCCUGAGUGGAUAUGAGGCAGUCAAGGAGGCUUUGGUGGACAAGGCAGAAGAAUUUUCAGGGCGUGGGGAGUAUCCAGUUUUUCAUGAUUUCACAAAGGGCAAUGGCAUUGCUUUCUCCAAUGGAGAAAAGUGGAAGGUCUUGAGGCGAUUUUCCAUCCAGAUCCUUCGCAAUUUUGGGAUGGGAAAGAAGAGCAUCGAGGAGCGCAUCCUAGAAGAGGAAGCCUUCCUUUUGGAAGAAUUGAAAAAAACUGAAGGUACCCCCUUCGAUCCCACCUUUGUGCUCAGCCGCUCAGUGUCCAACAUCAUCUGCUCGGUCAUCUUCGGCAGCCGCUUCGACUAUGAAGACGAACGUCUGCUCAAGAUUAUCCAUCUCAUCAAUGACAACUUUAAGAUCAUGAGCAGCCCCUGGGGAGAGAUGUACAACAUCUUCCCUGGCCUCCUGCAAUGGAUCCCAGGCCCCCACCACCGCCUCUUUCAGAACUUUGGGUGCAUGAAAGCCCUCAUUGACCAGAGCAUCCACGAGCACCAGGCCAGGCUGGACCCUAGCAGCCCCUCGGAUUUUAUUGACUGCUUCCUUAUCAAGAUGGCUGAGGAAGCCAAGAGCCCGGACACUCACUUCCACAUGGAGACGCUGGUGAAGACGACGCACAACCUGCUUUUUGGCGGCACCGAGACCGUGGGCACCACGCUGCGCCACGGCUUCUUGCUUCUCAUGAAGUACCCGCACAUUCAGGCUCGGGUCCAGGAGGAAAUCGAUCGCGUGGUGGGGCGGGGGCGGCGGCCGACCCUGGAGGACCGCCCGGCCAUGCCCCUACACCGGCCGGGUCCCCCACAGGGAGGCUUGCGGACGUUCCCCAUAACCUGCCGCACCAGUCACCCACCCGGCCUUCCCUUCCUGCACCCAAGUGGGGGCCCGGCGCGGCUCCCCGCCCUUCUGCCGCCUUCCCUUCCCCUCCAGGGGAGCAGCCUUGCGCAGGGGCCCGAGGAGUCCCAGCCGCAGCCCUCGGCGGGCCCGGGAGUUCGAGAACCCGGACGGCGACGGCUGUGCCUGGGGGAACCACUGGCCCGAAUGGAGCUGUUCCUUUACCUGACCGGCAUCCUGCAGAACUUCACACUGCAUCCCCUGUGCCCUAUCGAGGAAAUUGAUGUUACUCCCCUCAGCUCUGGCCUGGGCAAUGUCCCCAGGCCCUUCCAACUCCGAAUGUUGCCCCGAUGA